CUUUAUAAAAUCUGCAUCAUUUGAUAAUUAAGCUAAAUAAUUCAACUCUUCAUUUGAGCAGAGCUGAGCUAUGUCUACCAAUUUACUACUUGUUUCAAUUCUCUUGUCCAUAUUAUUAUGUGGAUUCUUUACCAAGAUAACUAUCGCAUUCUCAAUUGAAGAAGCAACCAUAGAUGAACUUCUGCUGGCAUUUAAGCAAAAAAUUCUAACCUCCAGACAACUCGUUCAGUUCUACCUCGAUCAAAUCAGCAGGCUCGAUCCGAUCCUUCGAGGGGUCAUAGAAGUGAACCCUGAUUCUCUCGUCCUGGCUGACAAGGCUGACCAAGAGCGUGAGGCUAAGGUUCCAGGAAGUUUGCCUAGUUUGCAUGGCAUUCCAAUCCUGCUCAAGGAUAAUAUAGCAACCGAAGACAAGCUCAACACCACUGCUGGCUCGUAUGCGCUGCUCGGCUCAGUCGUGCCCGGUGAUGCAGGUGUGGUGGUCAAGUUGAGGAAAGCUGGCGCCAUCAUAUUAGGGAAGGCUAGCAUGAGCGAAUGGUCUGGUUUUAGAUCGAGUUCUUUUGCUGAUGGUUUUUGUGAAAGAAAAGGUCAAGGAAAGAAUCCUUAUGUUCAAUCACAAGGGCCUUGUGGGUCAAGUAGCGGAUCAGGAAUAUCAGUGGCAGCCAAUAUGGUAGCAGUUUCCCUGGGGACAGAGACUGAUGGAUCCAUCUUAUGUCCAGCCAGUGUUAACUCUGUUGUGGGUGUCAAACCAACCGUUGGUCUCACUAGUAGAGCUGGAGUCAUCCCGAUCUCCCCCAGACAGGACACAGUGGGUUAUUCUGAAUAUAUAUGCACAUCGCUGGCUGUGGAUUUUAUCCUGCGAUUUUUUAUUGUAUGCUUGACAAAGCAAUUUUCACAUGUUGGAUGGAGCAGGCCAAUGUGCCGGACAGUAAGAGAUGCUGUUUAUAUUCUUGAUGCCAUUGUAGGCGUUGAUUACGAUGAUAAUGCAACUAAAGCCGCAGCCCAGUUCAUUCCACCCAAUCACUACAAGCAAUUCCUUAAUCCUAAUGGCCUUAAAGGGAAGCGAUUAGGGAUAGUCAGGAAACCCUUCUUCGAGUUCUAUAAUGACAACGGAUCUGUUGUUUCUCAAGCUUUCGAGCGCCACCUCAACACACUAAGGCAAAAGGGAGCAAUUCUGGUAGAUCAUUUGGAAAUUUCCAACAUUAGUGUGAUCUUAAAUCCCGAUGCAAGUGGUGAACUAGUUGCAUUGUUCGCUGAGUUCAAGCCAGCUUUAAAUGCAUACCUGAAACAACUAGUGAAAUCCCCGGUACGAACCUUAGAAGACAUCAUUGCCUUCAACAAGAACUUCUCCCUCUUGGAUCAAGACCUGUUGUUAAUGGCUGAGUCCAUGGAAGGAGCAGACGAACAGCUGAAGGUAGCAGUGGAAAAUCUGAACAAACUUUCAAGAAAUGGAUUGGAGAAAUUGGUGAGGGAGCAUAAUCUAGAUGCCCUAGUGGCUCCUUAUGAUAUGGAAAGGAGCUCAAGUAUCUCAAGAGUUCUUGCAAUUGGAGGAUAUCCAGGAAUCACUGUCCCCGCUGGGUAUGACACUAGGGGGUUGCCCUUUGGCAUCUGCUUUGGAGGAUUAAAGGGUACAGAGCCAAAACUAAUAGAGAUUGCUUAUGGCUUUGAGCAGGCCACUAAGAUAAGGAAGCCUCCUGUAGUUCAUUAGAACUCAAGGAUUUAGAGUAAAGUUUCCAAGUAUCUUCAGCUCUAUAUAUAUAUAUAUAUAUAUAUAUAUAUAUAUAUAUGUGUGUGUGUGUGUGUGUGUCACCAUUUCUUGCACAGUCUAUUUUGAUUAAAGCUCAAACUCGAAAUUCUACAAUUCUGUAAAAGACUUCAAUCUAUAAUUUUUUUUUUCCAACUUGAAAAGAAUAUAUAGAAAAUUAUUGAAUAUUUUC
This is a messenger RNA of Manihot esculenta (cassava), 1934 nucleotides long. Its product is annotated as probable amidase At4g34880. The record is from RefSeq and is a predicted model, not a curated record. The transcript is spliced from 5 exons. Bases 71 to 1705 code for a protein of 544 amino acids. NCBI's taxonomy places the organism in Eukaryota, Viridiplantae, Streptophyta, Magnoliopsida, Malpighiales, Euphorbiaceae.